UCAUCUUGUCAGAUCCCGAACGCGACUACGUCAUCGAAGCUGACGCCAGCGACCAGGCAGUGCGAGCAGUCUUGAUGCAAGACCAAGGGAAUGGACUGCAACCAAUCGCUUACCUGAGUAAGAAACUACACGGGGCAGAACUCAACUACCCGAUGCACGACAAAGAGGCCCUUGCCAUCGUCAUCGCCUUCAAAGCGUGGAGAUGUUAUCUCGAAGGACGAAGAACAACCGUCUACACCGACCACUGCAGCCUGAAAUACUUGAAGACACAACCCAACCUUUCCAGGCGGCAGGUCCGGUGGAUCGACUUCCUCGAGACACACUUCCACUACGACAUCGUGUACAAGCCCGGCCACAAAAACAAAGCAGACGCUCUCAGCCGGCCUGCACACGUUGCCGCUAUUCAGUACUGGCCCCACAUCGCAGAAGAUGUUCAGAAGUUUGUCACCCCAUGUGAUACAUGUCAGCGGAUGAAGAGCAGCAAGCAGAAGAAGGCGGGACUACUGCAGCCUCUUCCUGUCCCGGAACAACCAUGGCAAGUGGUUAGCCUGGACUUCAUCACCGGGUUACCACCUACCUCCAGUGGUCAUGACGCCAUCCUUGUCGUCAUCGACAAGUUCUCCAAAAUGGGCCACUUCAUUCCGACACACACGACAGCACGCACCGAGGAGACAGCGCAACUAUUCAUUCGUUACAUCAUCUCACAGCAUGGCAUUCCAACCACACUUAUCUCCGACCGAGACCCCAAGUUCACCAGCAAGUUCUGGAAGGAACUCAUGUCUCUACUCGGGACCAAACUCGCCAUGUCAUCCGCUUACCAUCCGCAGACAGACGGACAGACCGAGCGCCUCAAGGACGAGAUCUCCAAAUGGGACUUGCACCUGCCCUAGCCUCGCGUGGCUAUACGCCGGGUG
Closterium sp. NIES-67 is the source of this 914-nucleotide messenger RNA. Lineage: Eukaryota; Viridiplantae; Streptophyta; Zygnematophyceae; Desmidiales; Closteriaceae. The record is from the annotation of a GenBank genome assembly.